AUGUCAAUCCGAACUCUCAACCGAAAGCGAAAGUUAUGGGGUCUUCAACAACGCGAUCUUCCUCGAGGCCCUCCGCCAGCGAUACAAGCAUCCAUAAGAUCCUCCCACUCAAAAGGACUUAUCUUGAAAGAGAUUCAAGCACGGCUUUACAAAGAAACCGAACUCGAUGUAUCAAUUCGUACCAUCCAAAGAUACCUGCAACAACUCAAAUUAAGACAACAAACAAAUGACCUUCAGGAUGGAAAGGUAUCAUGGGAUAAAGUGAUUGAGUGUAUCAAUCAUGCACGUACUGAGCUCCUCCAAACCUCAGCAGGGUAUCGAAGUAUGCACCGGAUUUUGAAAAGAUUCUAUUCCAUCAGUAUACCUCGAAACACUGUUUAUGAUUUACUCAAGGAGAUUGAUCCAGAAGGCCUGGCCCAGCGGCUCCGCAAGACAUGCAAACGACGUGUCUUUCGCACACAUGGUCCAAAUCAUGUCUGGGCCUGCGAUGGGCAUGAUAAAUUGAAAAGAUUUGGGAUUUGUAUCUAUGGUUUUAUUGACGCUUGGUCCCGUAAGAUUCUUGGGAUGUUUGUUCAUGUAACAAACAAUGACCCCAGACACAUUGGAGUUUAUUUCCUACAAACAGCAGCAAAAGCUGGGGGAAUUCCUCUCAAGGUGACAUCUGAUUUUGGAUCUGAAACUAUCGACAUGGCCGCCUACCAAAUGUUCAUCUCCUACAAACACGCGGGAAUUACUAUUGAAGAAGCAGCAAAACGAAUGCAUUUCACUAAGUCUACCCACAAUCAAAAGAUUGAAGCUCUUUGGUCUCAAAUGAUGAAGCACCAUAACCAAGCAGUGAUUAAUGUCAUAAUGGAGAAGAUUGAAAGUGACUACUUUUUCUAUUUCUCUGGUUGCCAGUUCUCCAGACAAGUGUUGAUAGAUGGGUCCUACACCAAAACAACUCCAGAAAACGCCGGGACCAUUGAAUUACACUCCCCACUGCCUGUACCCCCGAUUUCUCAUAUAGUACACCAGAAUUCUUUGGGACAACUGAUCAACUUCUUCCAGUUCCAGUUAAUUCCAUUGAACAAAUACUUCAACAGGAAUACCCAGAUCAAGAAGCCAUGUUCACCCACACUCCUCCCUGGUUCCAUGAUGUAG
This is a messenger RNA of Puccinia graminis f. sp. tritici CRL 75-36-700-3, 1140 nucleotides long. RefSeq lists its product as uncharacterized. The coding region runs from base 1 to 1140 and encodes 379 amino acids. The transcript is spliced from 3 exons. NCBI's taxonomy places the organism in Eukaryota, Fungi, Basidiomycota, Pucciniomycetes, Pucciniales, Pucciniaceae. The record is from RefSeq and is a predicted model, not a curated record.